AUGUCGCGGGCCUCAGUGAACGUGACCGUGUACAGCGAUCUGGCGUGCCCGUGGUGCUAUGUGGGUCUUCGGCGGCUUGACAAAGCGCUGGCGGGGAUGCCCGAGGUGUCGGCAACAAAGGAGUGGCAUGCGUUUCUGCUGGAUUGGAAUGCCCCUGCUGGCGGCCAGCCCAUCGAGGAGGCGCUCCGCAAGAAGUUUGGGCCGCAAGCGGAGGCCAUCUUGCAACGAGUCGCCACGUCGGGGCGGGCAGACGGCGCGACAUUUGCGAAUUGGAAAUGGCGGGCCAACACGGUCAAGGGGCACAUGCUGGUGGCGCUGGCCAGGAAGCAUGGCAGGAGCCACGAGGCCAACGAGCUGCUGUUCCAGAAAAGCUACGAGACCGGUGACAACAUCUCCGACGCCGCCACGCUGCUGGAUGUGGGGCGCCAGCUGGGGCUGCCAGAGGAAGAGCUGCAGGCGGCGUUUGGGGGAGACGAGAUGGAUGGGGAGCUGCUUAGGGAGGUGCAGAGGGACGACAGCGUGGCCAAGGGGCAGCUGCGCGUCACUGGCGUGCCCUUCUUCCUCAUUUCUAGCGGCGACAGCAAGACCUAUGCGCUGUCAGGGGCGCAGCCGCCCGAGGCGUUCCAGGAGGCGGUGCAGAUGGCACUCAAGGAAGCGGGCAGCAGUGCUGGUGGCGGCAGCAGCGGUGAGGGUGGCGCAUGCACAGGCGAAGGCUGCACCUGA
This is a messenger RNA of Chlorella variabilis, 723 nucleotides long. RefSeq lists its product as hypothetical. The transcript has 7 exons. The record is from RefSeq and is a predicted model, not a curated record. Bases 1 to 723 code for a protein of 240 amino acids. NCBI's taxonomy places the organism in Eukaryota, Viridiplantae, Chlorophyta, Trebouxiophyceae, Chlorellales, Chlorellaceae. Gene Ontology annotation, molecular function: oxidoreductase activity.